Messenger RNA from Mytilus californianus (California mussel), 1285 nucleotides. RefSeq names its product cysteinyl leukotriene receptor 1-like. The record is from RefSeq and is a predicted model, not a curated record. Bases 30 to 1124 code for a protein of 364 amino acids. Gene Ontology annotation, cellular component: plasma membrane. NCBI's taxonomy places the organism in Eukaryota, Metazoa, Mollusca, Bivalvia, Mytilida, Mytilidae. The transcript has a single exon. Gene Ontology annotation, biological process: G protein-coupled receptor signaling pathway. Gene Ontology annotation, molecular function: G protein-coupled receptor activity.
CUAAUUUUUUUCAUAUGAGGUAAGAAGAAAUGGCUGAAAAUUCUACACUGUCUAUAAAAGAUUUUCCGAAUUAUAUUGCAUCCGUCAAUAUCUGGAAAUAUUUGUCACCAUGUCUGAUCAUUGUUGGAACAUUUGCAAAUAUUCUGUCCAUCAUUGUUCUACUACGGAAGUCCAUGCGGAACUCUACAACCAUGUUCUAUUUAACUAUUCUUGCGUUCGGAGACCUUUCUGUUUUAUACACUGGACUUUUACGACAAUGGCUCCGACAUGCUUUUGACAUUGAUUUAAGAUCGUUUUCGAAUUUUGGAUGUAAAUUGCAUGUAUUUCUUGUAUAUUUUUCUUUAGAUUUUAGCACCUGGAUUUUGGUUGCUGUGACAAUUGAUCGAUGUAUAUCGGUGUGUUUGCCAUUCAAAAGCAAAGACUAUUGUACCAUGAAACAUGCUAAGAUAGCAGUUACAUCAAUUUGCUUUCUGUUAUGUGCUUUAAAUGGCCAUUUAUUUAAAACAGUUGCUAUAGAUGGAAACAAAGGAUGUUAUGGGAUAUCUAGUUUUAUUCUAUCCGUUUGGCCAUGGAUUGAUUUAUGCGCUUUUUGUAUUGGCCCAUUUGCAGUAAUGAUGGUAUGUAAUAUUUUUAUUAUUCGCCAAAUUGUGAUGUCAAACAAACGUAUUGAGAGCCAUAAAGAUCCUGUCAGCCGGAAUCUAAAAAUAGAGCUGCCAAUCCCUUCUACUUCCAGUGCAUAUCGCAAUGGGCAUGUUCCCAAGACAAAUGGACGUCACAGUAAAAAUAAACGGCGCUUAAGGAAAAUUUCACACGUGACCAUAAUGCUUUUAACCGUAAACAUUGUGUAUUUUACAUGUACUUUGCCAAUAGCUAUUUAUUUGAUUGGAUACAAAUUUUGGGUUCCUGGAGCAUCCUCUGAAAGACGGGCAGCUUUAGACCUUGUUUGGGCAAUUUCGAAUUUCUUACAAUAUACAAACAAUACCAUUCAUUUCUUUAUGUAUUGUUUGACAAGUCCAAAGUUUAGGAAAGAGUUAUUUAACUUGUUUGAUGUGAAGCACACGCAUGUGGAGUUCGAACCUUCCGCAGCUUAUCACCAGGAUAAAGCAAACGUGACAAAAUUCUGAUGAUAGAGAAGGACAUAACAAAUAUUGAGUAGAAUCUUAUGUAACGUAAAAUGUUCAAACAUGAACAAAAAAAUACCUCAUUCAUUGUACUUUUGUGAUAUUAAUAAAUCUUUUAAAUAAUAGAUAACAGAGCAGUAUAUAAUUCUUUGUUAACUACUGAA